Molecule: messenger RNA, 5101 nt
Organism: Purpureocillium takamizusanense
Lineage: Eukaryota; Fungi; Ascomycota; Sordariomycetes; Hypocreales; Ophiocordycipitaceae
Gene: VPS8
Product: Vacuolar protein sorting-associated protein 8
Exons: 3
Coding region: 244-4977 (1577 amino acids)
Biological process (GO): endosomal vesicle fusion; protein targeting to vacuole
Cellular component (GO): HOPS complex; late endosome
Molecular function (GO): protein binding
Source: RefSeq, a predicted model, not a curated record
CCACCACCUGUCCCACACAUUGCACGCUUUCGCAUCGGGCUCGCGGCGGCAGGUUUCGAGCCGAUUCUUGGGAGGCAAACGUGGUCGCGACUGCGAUCACCAUCCACGGUCGCGGCGCCGAAAGCGACCGAGAGCGACCGCCCCAGCGCCGCCUUCCACGACCCCCCAGCUCCGCUUUGAGCUCUCCUAGCUCAUGACGAUUACGACACGAUCCUGGGACGAUGUGAUGGAAGCCGAAGCGCAAUGUCUGACACAGAAGAUGCGCCUCCGGCGAGCGGCGAGAGCCCAGGCGUCGGGGAGACGAGCUCGCCCCCACGCGACAAUGCCGACGCCGAUGUCCCCCAGCUCGAGGGGCCCUCGUCUGAUUCCGGUGCGAUAGGUUCGGCCGACGGCUCCGAGCAAGCCACUCGCAACCACCGCGAUGCCAUCCGCGAGCAAUUCGAGGAGGGGUCCGAAGUGAGCUCCAUGGACGCCAGCUUGGUGGACGCCGUGCCGUGUCGAGCCGGCAGCCCAGUCGAUUCGGUCACCUCUGGCCCGGGCUGCUCUCCGUCUGUUCAGGGCUCCUUCAUGUCCUCUCCCGGAAGCAGUGUCCUGCCGUCGGUAGCCCUGCGAGCCGACCUACGAAGCCCUACGCCGUCCUUCCGACCGUUCGAUAGACGCUUCCAGUCCCGCAUCUCGAGCUCAUCCUCCGCCCACACGCUGCGGCCCUCCUCACCUGCCUUUCUAUCCCCGCAUAGCCGUAACGUCUCCCUGAGCUCCAACUUCCUGCUCGACCAGGCAGAGGCGGACACGCCUACGCCACCGUGGGAGGUCGUGCGAUGGACGAGGCUCAAGAAGAUCAACGGCCAGGCCUUCUCCGAAGCUGGCCGUCGCAACUUUGGCGCACCCACCUGCCUUGCUAUCUCGGCAGCGAUUGUUAUAGGAACCUCAAAGGGUAUAAUCUUAAUGUUUGACUACAAUCAGAAUCUCAAGAUGAUCAUCGGACAAGGCACCAAAGCCGUCGAAUCUGGGGCAGUUACCGCACUCGCUAUAUCUGCGGAUCAUACCACAAUUGCUGGCGGGCAUGCCAACGGCAGCAUAUUUACCUGGGACACCUCCAGGGCAGCACGGCCAUUUCUCACCAUUCCUCACCUGGACGAUGCCCAGGCGCAAAACCAUACUGCGGAUGGGCACGUGGAGAACGUGUCUGUGAUUCAUCUGGGCUUCUUGGGGACGCGACAUACUGCUCUCGUUUCAGCCGAUGACCGAGGGAUGGCCUUCUCGCACCUCGCAACAAGGGGCACGGGGGCCCUCGGUCGCACGGUCAGGACGACGAGGAUCCUGGGUCGGUACCCCAACGCACCGACUCCCGCUGGGAAGCCGCUCAAGCCGAGCACGGUACUUGCGUUUGCGCCCCUCCCCCUGGGAAACGUCGAGCAAGCCACAGACUCGAUGGGCCUGACGGCCAUGCUCACCCCUUAUCUUCUGGUGAUUGUCUCUACGACACCAGUUGCUCAGACCCAGCAUAAGUCGGCCAGGCCAAAGGACGUUCCAGCCCACAGCGCCAUGACGGGUUGCUUAGCCUGGUUUCCCGCUGUCAAGUUAAAGGUUCCCGACCCCGUCACGGGAAGCGACGUGUCCAAGGUGAAGCUUGUCUACUGCUGGUCGAAUGUUCUUACCGUGCUGGACGUGGACGAGAUACCGAGCGAGAGCAAGGACCAGCCGCCCUCGCUCAAGUUCAAAGCCCGGAGCAGAUGGAAGUGCGAAGAAGCCAUUGUCGCGGUCCAGUGGCUGAGCCGCUCCGUCUUGACCGUCCUCACCAUCUCACAGAGGUUGAUCGUGCUGGAAGACAGAAGUAUGCGGAUGACCGACGCCAUCGACCUUCUGCAAAAGUACAUUUACCACACGGAUCUGUUCUCCAAGCAGCUACAUGCACUGGUGGAACAGCUCGAUGAGUCUGACCAGACCAUGCACGGCGUCGUAGCCGACGCUUUCUACAUGAGCUUUAAGGCGUACAAAGGUAGAAUCUUCCUACUCGGGUUUAACGAAGUGUCGAUCGGGGCGCUGUCUAACUGGGCGGACCGGCUCAUCGCCAUGAUGGAAAAUGGUGACUACCUUGGUGCCAUUCGACUAGCUACUUCUUACUAUACUGGUGACGCCGAUAAGCUCACGGUCGGGCUGCCAGAGGAUAUAAAGCUGCGACAUUCGAUGGUACAGGAUAAAAUCAUGGAAAUAAUCACGGCAUCGCUCAAAUAUGCCUUUGGGCAAAGACAAAAGGGUAGCCCCGAAGCCGACGACGAUCACUUGCGGCAGCUGGCUGAGACAUGUUUUGUCGCAUGCCAGGCUAUCGGGACAACAGACUAUCUCUUCGACGACAUGUACGAUUGGUACGAGGGCGCCGAUGUGAGCGGCAUAUUCCAUGAGACGCUGGAGCCGUAUAUUCUGGACGAGGCGAUAACUGUUGUUCCUCCCGGUGUGGUGAAGGACAUGGUCGCCCACUACGUGACCAAGGGCUGGGAGAGCAGACUCGAGGAGAUGAUUUGCCACAUGCAAACAACAACCCUUGACCUAGACCAGGUCACACUUCACUGCAAACAGCACAGCCUUUACGAUGCCUUGACGUAUGUCUGGAACCAGGCCCUCGGCGACUACAUAACCCCGAUGGUCGAUCUCCUGAGUCUCCUGCUGCCGUUGAUGACAAACGGGGAUAGCACCGCACAGACCGACGACUACUACAGUGUCAACGCGCUCAAGAUCUUUCCAUACCUCUCUUACACCUUGACAGGGAGGAUAUACCCGAACGGAGAAAUGAUGGAAGAGGAGACGGCGAUUAAAGCCAAAUCCGAGAUCUACUGGUUCUUCUUCUCCGGGAAAACCAUCGAGUGGCCAGCGGGCAGCGGGCGCGAGUUCUUGACUCGAUCAGGAGACGAGUCAGAACCGGCGUUCCCAUAUCUGCGCAUGAUUCUCAAGUUCGACGCGCCCAGCUUCUUGAGCGCGCUAAACGAGGCGUUCGAGGACGGUUUCCUCAACGACUCUCCUGACAAGCAGGUCACUGGCGGUUCGCGGAUGGACAUGCCAGAGGAGCAGAUCUUCGGGUUGACCAUCAAUCGCCAGUACAUCAUCACCAUCUUGCUUGACGUCAUGAAUCCGGACGACUUUGCUCGAGAGGACGCCAUCUACCUGGACAUGUUCAUUGCGCGAAAUUUGCCAAAGUUUCCGCAGUACCUCCUCUUCUCUGGAUCGACUUUAUCCAGAGUUCUUGAGGGGCUGUGCAACUAUCCCGGCGAGGACCUCGCGGACGACGCUCAGCUCAGCGCAGAGUAUCUGUUGUCGGUGUAUCACCCAUCAGACAUGGCGGCGAUGCUACCUCUCUUCAGACAGGCUGGCUUCUAUCGCAUCUUGAAGCGCACUUUCAAAGUCGAGAAACAAUACGCCAAACUUUUGACCACCUACUUUGAGGACCCCGAAGACCAAGAGGCCGUUUUCGACUGCAUCUUGAACUGCCUCCGGCCACAGACAGGUUUGGAUAGUAGACAAAGCAGAGAGGUGCGGCAAGUGAUUGAGGGGCACGCACGAGACCUCUUGGCCCUCAGCCCGAGGAGAACGGCAAGCACAUUGAGGCACCAAGAUGCAGCUCUCCACCGACACGUAAUUGAGUCGGCACAGGACGCGCCGGAGCUGCAGCACGCCUACUUAAAGGCCUUGCUAGAAUCCGAUCGUCUAUCGGACGAGCAAAGCGAGCUGUUGGAUCGAGAUUUGGUGGAACGCUACGUCCAACUCAUGUGCAAGUUCGACCCGCAGCACGUGUCCGACUACGUCGAAACGGUUCAGUCUACAAAUCUCCGGUUGGAAGUCCUGCUGCCAACCAUGGAGGCCACGCAAGUUGUCGAUGCUGCUGUCGUACUCAUGGCCCGCGACGGGCAGAUAACGAAUGCCAUGGGGCGGCUGGUCAAGCAUCUGCACACUCUCGAAUCUGCGAUGCAAGGCCUAUUGAGCGGCGGCGAGGAGCGAAGUGGUGGUGGCGAACUUGACAUUCAAGCGUCGGCCGAAGAGCUUCUGCACGGCUUGCAAAAGUAUGUCCACGUCGGUAUUUGGCUCUGCCAGGGCCAGACCAAAACGUCUAGGAAGAGCACAGUCGUUCAAAACGAGUCAUCGUCAUCUAAGGACGGUCUGUCACCAGACGAGGCUCUCUGGCUGACGCUGAUUGACGCCUGCGUCCAAGUCACGAAACGCCUGUCGCCGGCCAUACUAGUCACGGCCAGUGACGAGGAAGUCGACGAGGAAAAGUUACUCGCGCUGCUUCGUUCGUUGGUUCAGCAUACCUUCACGGCGCUUCUGACGGCGACGUCCAGCCAGGCACAUGGCCAGUCGGGCAGCAAGAUGCUGUCCAAUGCGGGCUCGAAUCUAUCCUUUCUACGUGUCCUAAAGGCGUUUCUCACCCAGGCUGCCGCAUCGUCGCCCAACCUGGCUGAUCUCCGCGGGGUCCUGGCUUCUAUCUUCUCGGCCUAUGCGUAUGAGGAAUCGAUCUUGCGUCUGUCGAACCGCCUCCUGGAGCGAAGUCUUUUUGUCAGUGUCAACCAAGCCGUCGAGCUGAGACAGCGUGGCUGGCGACCGCGAGGAUCUACGUGUGAAGCAUGCGGGAGGCGGGUCUGGGGGCCGGGCGUCGCGGGCGGCGUCGUCUUCGAAGCCUGGGAGGACAAGCAGGCCAUGGAGGAGGCGGCGAGGAAGGAUAGGAAAGCACGGGCUGCGGCGAGGGCCACGGGCAAGGCGGGCGAGUCUGACGGCAAGAAUAAGGGCAAGAGCCUCGACACGCGGCCGUCGAGCAUGCUCAUGGAACCUGACACGUCGAGCGGCGGCAAGGAUGCACCCUUGGGCCCGCUCGUCGUGCUGGCCUGUCGGCACAUCUACCAUCAGAGUUGCCUGGAUGCGCUGCAGGAGAGGCAAGAGAAUGGGGUGCUGGGGCGGGAGCGAGAGUACAGAUGCCCCGUUGAUGGAUAGAAUGGGCAUGUACUUACCUACCUACCUACUUAUGCGCGCGCGUGUAUGUAUGUGCCUGUACAAUAGCCAGGAUGUCGAGAUGAGCGAUUAUGAAGCGUUGUAUUAGCAGAGAAAAUACUGGCAA